Messenger RNA from Diversispora eburnea, 1002 nucleotides. NCBI's taxonomy places the organism in Eukaryota, Fungi, Glomeromycota, Glomeromycetes, Diversisporales, Diversisporaceae. The record is from the annotation of a GenBank genome assembly.
AUGUUCGUUGAUACUCUUGUAGAAGGAAAAAUUCCAGUCAAAGCAUUAAUUGAUACAUCCUCGAAAUUUAAUACCAUUGGUAAGAGGUUAUUCAAUAAGUUUGAAGAAGAUUAUAGGUUAGAAGGCGUAUUUGGUGAUGAUUUGAUAGGUAAAGAAAUAAAAUGCUUAGAUCUACAAUUUUGCUAUAAAAGAAAGUGGCGAAACUUAGAUAGCACCGAAGUAAUAGACUUUCAAAUUCACAAAAAUUCAUCAUUCAAUUUGGUGCUGGGACAAGAAUGGUUAUGGAUGCAUAAAGUAAAAAUUAUCUUUGGAUUUUCUCCCAGAACUUAUGAACACCAUGAUAAAAUUGUAAUAGAUGAUAUGAGUAUUCCAUUGAUCGAAGGAGAUAGCAGGCCCAUGGACGACUCGAAGUGUCAUAAAAUCAACUCUGGUAAAAAUAACUCACCUAAGUCCAAUCUAACAAUAGAGGAGAUCACAAAUAUAUCCAAGAAACUUCUUUCAAACGCCAAAGAUAAUAAACACCAAAAGAGCCAUCAUGAGAUAUUUCGCAACAUAACUCCUGUACCUCCACCAUUCAGAAGAUUAAAUAAUGAUGUACCCAAAAAUAGCAGAGCUAGUAAGAAUAAGAAAUAUUCUAAAGUAGAUUUAGGCGAUGGGUGUAGAAAGCUUUCAUUAAAAACGUACCUCAAUUAUAUUUGGAAGUCAGUUCAUUUUAUAGAAGAUGAUAUAUAUUAUGGGAUUUUUAAAAGACUUUCCAAUAUUGAGAAUGAACUGAGAUGUGGAAAGAUAGAAGAAUUGGUACGGCUAAAUGAUAAUGAAUCAGGUCCUUCUAAUUCUCGCUCACGUCAAAAUAAGAGUAAGAAAGAUGGAGUCAAGUAUUCUACGGAUUUGGAUACUGACACUUCUGAUACAAACACUUCUUAUUCCUUCAAUUCAGGUUCAGAAGGUGUAUGCAAUGUCUUUAGUUGUAAAAAAGUGAAAAUGUCACAAGAAAUAAAUUAA